GAUUGUGAACAUUUUGUUAUUUAUGGCAACAUUAUUUGGGCUGUGCGAGCCGUCAUCAAAAUUCUUCGAUAUUGGAUUUCUUGGUCUUGGAUUUUCGUCACGGACAUUUGGGCAUCCUUAUUACUAUCCUUAGCACGAUAGUUUUGUUAAAAUCAUGGCGGAUCCAAAAGAUGUUAUUAGCAUGAAGUCGUGUCGAAUAUGUUUGACAAACAAGAAACCCCUGUGUCCUCUAUUUCGAUAUAAAUUGUCUGGUAAUUACGCUGAAAUGCUUACCGCCAUUGCAGACGUAAAGGUAUCAUCGAAUGAUGGUUUGCCAGAUAAGAUUUGUAACAAAUGCUGCACUUCGCUGGAGAAAGCAUAUCUCCUUAGGACUGUCGCAGAAAGAUCGGAUAAAAUUCUGAGAAAGGCUGUAGUUAAAAUAAAUGAAAAUGUUCCAACUAAAAAGAUAGCAUUUGACUCUUUUACUGAUAUAAAAAGUGAGAUAGCACCGCUAGCCGUCAAAUCUGAGCCAAAAUGGGAAAUGGAAAUAGAAGUUCUUGACACCUUCAAUGCACCGAAACCCAUGGACCCCAUAGAUGGCAAGGACAUAGUCAUAGCCAACACUGUGAUCAGGAAAGUUGAACCGGGCUCUGAGGAACCUAAAAAAGAAACCUCGGAGGAUGUCGACCUGACAUGGACCAAGACAAAAUCAAACAAUUAUGAUGCAGAAUACCUGGAUGAUGAUUUCUUCCAAGAUGAUGAUGAUGAUGAUUAUGUGCCACCCAAAGAGAAACUGAAAACUAAAUUCAAGAAACCAAAGUUGUCUGACAUCAAAGUUUUCAAGGAAAAGAAAAAAACUAUUGUUAGAAAACUGAAAGUUCUAUCAAAGUCUGACAGCUUUGAAACCUUUCAGAGCCCUAGUGAUGAUGGCAAAGGCAAGACUGCAACAACUAUUACAUGCUAUCCGAUAAUGAAGAACGGCUCCCGCGGACCACCGAUCCUCCUCAAGCGGCCAAAAGACGCGACGAUCCUCAAGGUGCACCCCAACUACAAGCCCAGAGCAGAAGCCACGCGGCUCGUCCGGCGCGACAAGCCCGUCCGCAUGGUCCGCUCGGCCAAACCCGUGGUCAAACAGAGGGAGAAGAUGGUGUGUCCUGUCUGCGGGAUUCUCACUUACACUCUUGGCAACCACAUUGCUACGCAUCAAGAGAAAAAACGCUACUCCUGCAGUCAAUGCACGCGAUCAUUCGCGCAGAAGGCGAACCUGCAAGUACAUCAGAAGCAGCACACGGGCGUGAAGGACCACAUAUGCGAAGUCUGCGGCGCUGGCUUCUACAGCCAGAAGUCACUAGUCAGGCACAAUCUAAUCCACAAAGGCGAGAGGCCCUACCCGUGCACGCUGUGCAAUAAGAGGUUCAUUGCACUUGCCGGUUUGAACCGGCACAUGAGGACACACACGGGCGACAAGCGGUUCAAAUGCGAUAUCUGCGACCGCACGUUCAUACAGAGCCAUCAUUUGACGAAUCAUACGCUCUCGCAUACGGGGGACAAGCCUUUUACGUGCCAGGUAUGCAACGUGUGCUUCAGCUACAAAGUGAACCUGAACAACCACGUGUACAAGGUGCACGGCAUCAACCUGAAGUUCAAGUCCAUCCACACGGUGACGGAGGAGAUCCUGCGCCGCGAGAUGGGGCUCGCCGGCGAGGCGCGCGCCGCCAUCGCGCACAUCCUGCCCGCGCUGGACCAGCCGCAGGAACAGGUGCAAGUCGAUUAUGCAGUCGCACACUAGCCAAACAAACGGUUUUAACACAUUCAGCGCCAAGAACCCGACUGUCGGGUACACUGUUCGUAGCAACUACGCGCUCCAUACGGCAAAGACGUGGCUACGCGCUACGAGCGUGACCCGUAGCACUUAGUGGCAAUGAAUGUGUUAAGGAAAGACUAGGGAGAUGGAAAAGAACAAUACUUGUAAUUUAACCUUACCGUGUUAAUGUUGCCAUGGUCCAAAAUGUCAGAAGAAUUAUGGUAACUUUUUUCUAGAAAUGUCAUUCCACUAAGGCAGCGGUCGGCAACCUGCGGCCCGCGGGCCGCAUGCGGCUCGCUAAACUGUCACUUGCAGCCCGAGAGGCGCCUUGGCUAUUUUGUAUGUAAUAGUGACAAACGACAAUGUCUCAUAAAGUCAUAAAUAUUAACAAAGUACGGCCCGCGUCACCUCCGUUAACUACUAUUGGCCCUUGGCUGCUAAAAGGUUGCCGACCGCUGCACUAAGGGAUUAAAACUUUAAAAAAAUAUGUAAACAGGCAACAUUGUAUGUUUACGGCAUUGCAUUGGCUGAAUUUAUAGUAGUAUGACGUUUAUGUUGAUAGAGUCAGUCUUAAUAACAAAACUUCCGUGAGACACAGACAUAUUAAAUAUAUUAAAAACGGGUCACUCACGUAUUUUAAGUCGAAAAACGCUCGACAUGUUUCACUCCGUACCGAGGAGUGUCAUCAGGAGCUUGCGUUUACGGUGACGGAGAGUCAGUCUUAGCUAACUUUGCACUGCCUUGAAUGGAACAAAAUGAGGGAAUGUUAUAAAAACCGUAACAAUUUUGACAUUAACGUUAACGUUGCCACAUACAAAAUACUACUUGUAAUUUAGAGUUAGAUCAAGAAAAGUCUGCUGCGAUUUUUAUAGCCCACUCAUUGCAAGUGUUAUUUUAAACGUCAAACUUCUAUGAAAUAAUGACGUAUAAAUAACACUUGCACCGCGCGUAGUAGAGAUCUACUAGUCAGUUUAUGAGUUUACAUUAGUUUAACCCUUUAACGGUUUGACGUCUCUUUAACCUUUUAAACGCCACAGACAGCAAUUGACGUCAACGCAAAAUCGUGACAACGACGCCAAAGACGGCAUUUGACGUCGAUCGUUUUUCGAUGAAAAUUACUGAAAAACACCCCACUUUUAGGUUGGCAUUAUACUUAUUACUCUUAAUAUCUAAUAAAGAGUCCGUCUGAGUUUAAGACUGCAGGGGGAUUGAGUAAACACUUUCAAUUUCUUUUGAAUGUGACAGAAGUCACAGAUGGAUUAUUUUAAUUUGGAUUUGACAUCAUGUUAUGUUUUUUUUUAAUGUUAAACUUUGCGUGUUAGCAAUAUUAUGUCGCUCCUGACUUAGCUUAGGCGGACUCUAUCAUUUAUUGGAUUCCCAACAGAUGCGAUCACGAGGUUUUGUUUUUUUUUUACAUAGUUGUCCAUAAGAUCCUAAUGCCUAGGCCACGAACGCCCCAAAACAAUUUGUUCGGCGUCGACUGAAUUUGCUCAGCGAGUGGUUUUCGUGAGCCUCGGGUAAGGAAGCUGAAUUUUGUUCAGUAAUGAGAUUUAAGUUGGAAUAAAGUUGUGUAUGUUAAUACUGUGAACGUAAUAAUGAAGAAGCGUGUAUUAAAGUUUAUUGUAAUUUUUAA
This is a messenger RNA of Cydia splendana, 3416 nucleotides long. RefSeq names its product zinc finger protein 69-like. Gene Ontology annotation, molecular function: DNA-binding transcription factor activity, RNA polymerase II-specific; zinc ion binding. Lineage: Eukaryota; Metazoa; Arthropoda; Insecta; Lepidoptera; Tortricidae. Gene Ontology annotation, cellular component: nucleus. The coding region runs from base 155 to 1768 and encodes 537 amino acids. The transcript is spliced from 9 exons. The record is from RefSeq and is a predicted model, not a curated record. Gene Ontology annotation, biological process: regulation of transcription by RNA polymerase II.